ACAUGCGCGAGACAGUCAUAUCUCACAAGCUACAAAACACGAAAUCAAAAUGGCCUACAUGCUGAAGGCAGCCUCGGAUUAUGAUUUUCUCUUCAAAUUGGUUCUUAUCGGCGACACCGGUGUUGGAAAAUCAUGUUUAAUGACGAGGUUUGCAGACGACACAUUUUCGUUUGACACAAAGACUACAGUUGGCGUUGAUUUUAAAAUAAAAACAAUUUUAGUUGACGGGAAGACAAUCAAGCUACAAAUCUGGGACACGGCGGGACAGGAGAGAUACCGGUCGUUCUCCAGCAACUUCUUCCGAGGGGCACAUGGCAUUAUUCUGGUCUACUCCGUCACAAGCAAGGAUUCCUUUGAUUCAGUUCCUUCCUGGGUGGAAACAGUCAACAAAACUGCCCCCGUGAAUGUCAGCACUUUACUGAUUGGCAACAAGAGCGACCUAUCAGCGGAGAGGGUGGUCGGACAAGCUUCCGGAAGUGCAUGCGCAGAGAAAUUUGGCGUUUCGUUCCUGGAAACGAGUGCAAGAAAUUCUACAAACGUUCAACAGGCAUUCGUCACUAUGGCAACACAGAUCAAGAACAGAAUCGGAAACGCACUUCCGGUGGUUCCGGAAAUGAACGACAGCUUCCGGCUGGAAUCGACUCCUGUCAACAACACUUACUGCUGUUCCUACUUUUGAUGCAUAGUUUCGUGGAUGAAAUUAGUUCACUUUAAGGUUAACAGAAUGGAUGAAUGAAAUGUUAGAUACUGAGAAGAAAGAAACCCUGGUCGAAGUUCCAUUUAAAUUACAUGCUCAAAUUAAGUCAAAGGCUCUUUCGAGGCUCGGGUCACCCAUUUGUCUGUGAUAGUGCAAAUGUCUGGGAAGGGUUGCGUCCCUUAGGUCUCGACAGAAACGUAUCAUUGUGAGUUUGAAUCCCGGCUGCAUCAUUAGCAACUGUCUCAAUUGUAACAUCUAAAAAGGCCAUUGUCAUGGAAACGGGUUAGAAUGGGUCUUCAGCAACCCUUGCUUGUCGUAAGAGGCGACUAACAGGAUCGGGUGGUCAGUCUCGCUGAUUUGGUUGACA
Haliotis rubra (blacklip abalone) is the source of this 1064-nucleotide messenger RNA. Its product is annotated as ras-related protein Rab-1A-like. The record is from RefSeq and is a predicted model, not a curated record. Bases 50 to 679 code for a protein of 209 amino acids. Gene Ontology annotation, molecular function: GTPase activity; GTP binding. The transcript is spliced from 7 exons. Lineage: Eukaryota; Metazoa; Mollusca; Gastropoda; Lepetellida; Haliotidae. Gene Ontology annotation, biological process: protein secretion; regulation of exocytosis.